CGAGAACGUCGGAAAAUGGACACCCCCAGACUCGGACCCAGACAAUACUGCCGGAGUCGGUGACGGACUUGCCCCCAGACUGUCCAUUAGCUCUUCCUGAUCGGCACAGUGCAGUCACAGUCGCAUGUCUCUACCUCACUCGAGCUUCUUCCCGACCAGUUCCAUAGACCAUGCAGCAGCGGGUCUCGGAGCGGGCGUUGUCGCCGUCUUAUGCAUGCACCCUCUCGACCUUUUGAAGGUCAAGCUACAGGUCGCCACCACAAACCCACAGGGUGGAAUCGGAACCGCCAUAUGGAACGCUCUGCGCAAAAUUCAUGCAACUGAAGGAUGGAGAGGGUUGUACCGGGGCGUAGGACCAAAUAUUGCAGGGAACGCCUCGAGUUGGGGACUCUAUUUUCUUUUUUACGACAUGCUGAAGAAGCGGUCAUACAGAGACGACCCGGAUCAUAGGAUGUCCCCGGGAGCAUACCUGCUCUGUUCCGCUCAAGCGAGCGCGGUCACAGCUAUAAUUACUAACCCUAUAUGGGUCGUAAAAGUGCGCAUGUUUACGACGCGUGCCGAUUCACCAACAUCCUACCUAAGCCUUUCACAUGGUAUUUCCUCGAUAUGGAGGCAAGAGGGCUUCUCUGGUUUGUGGAAAGGGACUAGUUUGGCUUUGGUCGGUGUGAGCAACGGCGCGGUGCAGUUCAUGGCAUACGAAGAGAUGAAACGAUGGGGUUUCGAACGAAAACGAAAACAGUUUGCAAAGGCCGGAAAGGUGAUGGGACCGGAGGACGACAAGCUCUCGAAUGUAUCUUAUACUUUUAUGUCAGGUGCGAGCAAGAUAUGGGCGCUUGCGCUUACCUAUCCAUACCAGGUCAUCCGCUCUCGAAUACAGAACAAUGCCACAAUUCGCCUAUAUCCUAACAUACCGACCACCAUCAAACGCACUUGGCAAGGCGAAGGGAUUCGUGGGUUUUAUCGUGGGAUGGGGACGAACCUCGUGCGCGUUCUUCCUGGAACUUGCGUCACUUUUGUUGUAUACGAGAACCUUGCAUGGUUAUUACGGACAUCUGCAGCGCGCAGGGAGGCAAAGAGACGAACAUGAAUAUCGAGGAGCAUUAAUCCACAAAAUUAUAAUAAUGCGUCGCAAUAUUAGAAAAGUCGCUCUCUCUUAGAGUCAUUUUUAUCUCGAGUUUCGUCAUCCCAUGGUCCAUGGAUAGAUACAUCAAUGAGGACGGCCUUAACAGGGUUUGGUUAAA
This is a messenger RNA of Suillus fuscotomentosus, 1241 nucleotides long. Its product is annotated as mitochondrial carrier domain-containing protein. Gene Ontology annotation, cellular component: mitochondrion. Gene Ontology annotation, molecular function: folic acid transmembrane transporter activity; FAD transmembrane transporter activity. NCBI's taxonomy places the organism in Eukaryota, Fungi, Basidiomycota, Agaricomycetes, Boletales, Suillaceae. The transcript is spliced from 7 exons. Gene Ontology annotation, biological process: nucleotide transport; folate import into mitochondrion. Bases 125 to 1087 code for a protein of 320 amino acids. The record is from RefSeq and is a predicted model, not a curated record.